This is a messenger RNA of Temnothorax curvispinosus, 759 nucleotides long. Its product is annotated as hydrocephalus-inducing protein-like. Gene Ontology annotation, cellular component: axoneme. Bases 1 to 759 code for a protein of 252 amino acids. Gene Ontology annotation, biological process: cilium movement; axonemal central apparatus assembly. The transcript is spliced from 5 exons. Lineage: Eukaryota; Metazoa; Arthropoda; Insecta; Hymenoptera; Formicidae. The record is from RefSeq and is a predicted model, not a curated record.
AUGAUCUACGACGUACCAAAGCUUGUAGCACCCUUACACAGCGAAACCAUCGGUGUUGAGUAUCGUCCUUUACACCCUGCCGAGGAAACCGCGGUAAACUUGGACAUCAACUGCGAGGAGCUCGGACUGUUUCCCUAUGAGCUGCGAUUGCGAGCGAUACCAGCACCCGCGGAGAAAACGACUCACGUCGUCGCGGUACUCGGCGGUUCCACCACCUUCUCUCUGACUAUAAGCAAUCACGCCCGAAAGACUGCGGUGUUCGCCAUCAAGGUGAAUAACGAAUGCUUCACGACUCCGAAGAACGUCGAGGUGCCAGCUUUGAAGAAUGCUGCAUUCGAUGUAACUUACGAGCCCUGCGACGUCGACAACAUCUCCGCUACUUUGACAGCCACAUCCGAGAUUGCCGGCGAAUUUGUAUUUCCUCUUGUCGGCACGUAUUCCUUACCGAAACCUCAAGGACCGUAUACAGUUACCGCUGACGUGCCGGCUUCUAUACCAUUCAAAAAUAUAUUUAAAGAAACCAAAUCUUUCGAGCUUAUCUUGGACAAUCCCGAAGUUUUCGCAACGACGACGUCGUUGGACAAAAUUAAAGCCAAACAGGUGGUCCCUAUCAUCGUUCGCUUAAAAGAUACGUCAAACAGUAAGAUAGAACUGGAAAACGACGGUUAUCCAGUAACUGGAAAACUUCUGAUAUGCAGCACAGAUCCUAAGAUUUCCCAUAUCAAUUGGAUUUAUUAUUUAAGAGGUGUACGCCAAUAA